AUGCCCGCCGGGCCCCGCCCCCGCCCGCUGUCCAAUCGCCCCCCGGGGGCGGGGCCCGGCGCUUCCGCGCUGGGCAACAUCGCCUGCAGCCGGGCUCCGCGGCCCGGGCGCAGGAUGCGGGCGCGGGUGGGCGGCGGCGGCGGCGGCGGCUGGCGGGCGCGGGCAGCCCAGACGGCGCUCAGCUGGGGCAUCGCCGCCGGGCUUUUCCUGCACCCUACGGAUCUGAGGAGGCAGGUAGAGCAGCGAGAGCUUCUCCAGCCACUCUCGUUCCUCGCCUUGGUUCUCUGCUCCGUUUUCCUCUACUUUGUGGUCUCUCUCAUGGAUCCGGGGUUCGUGGAGCACGAUAAGGCCGAAGAGGAUCCUGCGGGCAAAGAGCAGAAGGCGAUGGCAUUCCCACAAGGUCCGUCCCUUUGCCUCCGACGCUGCGGAUACUGCAUGCUGAAGCAGCCGAUGCGGGCCAAACAUUGCCAGGUGUGUCAACACUGCGUCCGGCGCUACGACCACCACUGCCCCUGGAUUGAGAACUGCGUCGGGGAGAGAAAUCACGCCCUGUUCCUCGUCUACCUGGCGGUUCAGCUUGCGGUUCUCCUGUGGGCAUUGCUAGUGGCCUGGUCUGGCCUGGGCGGCGGGCCGCUCUCCUGGGCGUGGCUGCGCCAUCGCGCCCUCCUGCUCCUGGCCUUCCUGGCGAUGGCCGUGCUCGCCGUGGUGGCCGUCCUCCUGCUGGCGUCGCACCUGUACCUGGCCGCCUGCAACACCACCACCUGGGAGUUCAUGUCCCGCCACCGCAUCUCCUACCUGAAGCACUGCGAGGCCGAGAACCCGUUCGACCGAGGCGUCCUCCGCAACCUCUGGCGGUUCUUCUGCAGCCGCCGCCUCGUGGCGUGGGAGCAGCUCUACUCCCCGGAGGACGGCGGCGCCGUGUGACGGCCGGCAGCGCCGAGACGAGGGCCGGGCGGGGCAGCGGGACACGCCGGUGGGCGCCGUUUACGCCUCCUCCGAGGCGGGAGAUGGCACUGGGCCACCUCCCAAGAAAGGCCUUCCUCGCCGCCCAGCCUUGCACAAGCGGAGGCCACGCUCCGGCAAGCCAUCCUCAACCAGCCCCGUCUGGGGAUGCUGCCCCCGCUCCGCUUGGGCCCCCGCCAGCUUGCCUGGGCAGAGAGGACCGUGCCCGGCCACCCUCCGCCGGAGCCACUGGGGAGCUGCAGGGCUUGGGGCUGGAUGGCUGGACGGUGCAGCGGCGGUCGCCUCGCUUCUCACACGGUGCCUUGAAGCAGCCCCUCUGGGCUGAAGCCAUUCUGCAGAAAAGACCGUCCCUUGCACUGGCCCACGGCCCCCCUGGGCAAGACUGCGGCCCGGACAGCCCUCGGUGGGGGUGCCAGGCCGGGGUGGGGCGUGCCGCUUGCACUGGGCUGACGGCCGGGGGCACUGGGUGCUCGCGCUCCUUGUAGCCGAGGCGUCUUUCCAUUAAAGUUCUUGGACGAGGCGUC
Varanus komodoensis (Komodo dragon) is the source of this 1487-nucleotide messenger RNA. It is a transcript of the gene ZDHHC12, whose product is annotated as zinc finger DHHC-type palmitoyltransferase 12. The record is from RefSeq and is a predicted model, not a curated record. The coding region runs from base 1 to 924 and encodes 307 amino acids. Gene Ontology annotation, biological process: protein targeting to membrane; peptidyl-L-cysteine S-palmitoylation. The transcript is spliced from 5 exons. NCBI's taxonomy places the organism in Eukaryota, Metazoa, Chordata, Lepidosauria, Squamata, Varanidae. Gene Ontology annotation, cellular component: endoplasmic reticulum; Golgi apparatus. Gene Ontology annotation, molecular function: protein-cysteine S-palmitoyltransferase activity.